Pyricularia grisea is the source of this 2142-nucleotide messenger RNA. RefSeq lists its product as uncharacterized. The transcript has a single exon. The record is from RefSeq and is a predicted model, not a curated record. Lineage: Eukaryota; Fungi; Ascomycota; Sordariomycetes; Magnaporthales; Pyriculariaceae. Gene Ontology annotation, molecular function: DNA-binding transcription factor activity. Bases 1 to 2142 code for a protein of 713 amino acids.
AUGGAUUACUGCCGACACCAAUUCGAGGAGUCCUCCACCCUGGCCCCUCACUGCUCCAUUGCUCAGCAAUCCUUCUUUGAUGACGCAUCAGAGGUGUCUCUGGACUUGGGCAAUACCAACAACAGCAACAUGCAACACCACAACACCAGCAAUAUCGACCCUACCCUCGAGAACUCGUCACUAUUCUCAUCUGGCUGGACCACCCGGCCACAACAGGUCCAGAGAUAUCUAGACGAUCCGCAAAAGACGGCCUUCUUCAACGCGCCCUCACUGCCACAGACACACUGCCAGAAUCCACGUACUGAUUCCGUAGCGCAUUCAGUCUCGGGUCUCUCCACGCCUCAACCGAGUUAUGGUUCUCCAUACUCGACCAACGAACAUAGCUCUUCGUGCGGCAGCCUCCUCAGCCCACCAAGUGAGAGCGAACUUCACUACGAAGGUCCACCGACACCAUCAGGAAUCGACAUGAUCAUGCCCUUCACUUCGGCCUCCCUCAAGCAGCCUUUUACUCCGUGGGCUACCGCUACUACUGAUCUCGGAAACUGUCCAACCAUGCCAGCCUUCACCAACCCCUUCGCCGUGAACUCUACCGAUGACUUGACCGUUGGAUUCAUGGACAGCAGCGAUGCGCCCAGCUACGGUUACAGCCAUUCCCACCAUCCCCUUCCUCCUUCGGCAUACAUACUUCAGAGCAAUGUAUCUUCCGGCUACGGUGUCGGUGCUCCCGAUGCGCCCAGGGUGCUUGACUUUGAUACCAGUGUGCUACAGGCCUCUGGCGCCGUUCAGCCCAUGAAUACAUAUGGGGAGGAUUACUACCCGUCCCCAAGCGCACAUGACGAAGAGAUGGGGUCGGAACUAGACGUCAGUGUGACCAAGCCUGAUGCAAAUACCAUACCUGUGCCUCGGGAAGCCUCAAGGUCGAAGCGCAACUCAUCAACACCAUCUUCUGCCAAGAGAAAGCAGAAGACGACAGCGUUGCAGAGGUCCGAGGAUGCUGUCAACAUUGACUCAUCGCCUAAAAGGCGGAGAUUGAGCGUUCCAAACGGCCCCCAACAACGGCGCCGGUCAGACCAUCUAGGAGCAAUGGCAACCCCAAGAAUGCGUUUUGCUCCACCCAUUUGCUCUCCCGGGACGAGCAGCAGCCCCCAGCCCGCCAAUUCCACCAAGGAUUCCGCCCAGAUAACGUGUGGCGAGUGCAAGGGUAUGGCGUUUAAGAGCGAGGCGGCACUGCAGGCGCACAUCAAGAAGCAUCAUACCCGGCCGUUUGUGUGCAUCUUUGCCUUUGCUGGCUGCGACGCCAACUUCCCAAGCAAGAACGAAUGGAAGCGACACGUAAUGUCACAGCACCUACUGCUUCACUACUGGAUAUGCACUCAGGACACAUGCGCACACACGGACAACAACGGAGUGGCCGCCAGCGCCGCUCCCACGUCCGGCCGCAACAAUAGCCACAGGACGCCUUCUGCAAAUGCACCCCGAGUCGGCAGUCUGCGCGGCCGCAACUCUUGCGCCAUUGCACCAGCCGGCUCAUCCCUGACACCGGGUCUGCAGCGCUUCGGACCACCCUUGCCCAACGGUGCCAUUUUCAACCGCAAGGACCUUUUCACGCAGCACGUCCGCCGAAUGCACAUGCCGCAGGACAUUCGUGAGCAGCAAAAGGCAGGCGAACAGCAGAGUGGAAGCAGCAGCAGCGGUAAGAAGAAGGCAUCAUCCGCGGACAAGACGAGCGGUGGUGAGCAGCUGGCCAGCUGGGAGAAGCACGUCAAGAACCUACAGCAGGCCGCUGCGAAGGAGCGCUGCCGGCUGCCUACGUCUAUGGCGUGCCCCGUCGAGAGCUGUGGGGAGCAGUUCAUGGGCGUCGACGCUUGGGACUUGCGCAUGGAGCACCUCGCGCGGCAUUUUGAGGCCGCCGGCAAGGGCGAAGAGCCACCCGUACCGUCGACGGGUGAGGCGGACCCGUCAUUAAUCCAAUGGGCGUCGGAUGAAAAUGUUGCCAUCGUCGUCAAGUGCGGCACACAGUGGGUUCUCAACAACCCGCUCAAGCCCACUGACAUCGCGGUAAUGGCCGCGGCUGCGAACAAGCUUGCUGCUGCUCGUGGGAAUGCCGAUGAGGAGGAUGCCGAGGGUGAAUUUGACGACUGA